AUGGGGGCCGGGGCAUCUCUGGCUGUUUGUGUUUGUGUCACGCGGCAAUCGAUGGAAGUCGAUGGCUGGCAGCAGGGCAGGGGCGGGGCGCACGGCAUUCUGUCGUUUCGGUGGACGGCACCCGACUCUCGCCCAUCGACGAUGUCGUCCAACCCGUUCGGUGACUCGCGCAAGGGCGACGACGCGCACCUGCGGGAAAUCCUGGGAGGCAAGGACUCGAAGGAAAAGGUGACUGCAGUGAAGAACGUCAUCUAUGCCAUGACUGUAGGCAAGGACAUGUCGCGGCUGUUCAUGGACGUGGUGAACUGCAUCCAGACCAAGGACCUCGAGCUGAAGAAGCUGGUGUACCUGUAUGUGAUGAACUAUGCGCAGAGCAAGCCGGACCUUGCGAUUUCUGCCAUCAACACGUUUCUCAAGGACACGCACAACCACAACCCCCUCAUUCGGGCGCUGGCGAUCCGGACGAUGGGGUCAAUCCGUGUGGACACGAUGAUCGAACACCUGACGGAGCCGCUGACUGCGGCGCUUCGGGACGAGGACGCGUAUGUGCGCAAGACUGCGGCAGUGUGUGUGGCCAAGUUGUAUGCGAUGAACCGUUCGAUUGUGGCGGACCACGGGUUUCUGGAGUCGCUGCAGGGCCUGCUGGAGGAUGGCAACCCGAUGGUUGUAGCCAACGCGGUGGCGGCUCUGUCCGAGAUCCAAGCGACAACGACGGCGCCUGUGUUUGAGAUCAAGGCUGCGACGCUGAACCAGAUUCUGACUGCGCUCUCCGAGUGCACCGAGUGGGGCCAGGUGUUUAUUCUGGACGCGCUUGCGCGGUACUCGCCGGUGGACCCGCGGGAGGCCGAGUCGAUCAUCGAGCGUGUUGUGCCGCGGCUGAACCACCGCAACUCGUCGGUGGCACUCUCUGCAAUCCGGGUUCUUGUCAAGUACCUGGACUUUGUGACUUCGCAGUCGUUCAUCCGGGCGACGUGCAAGCGGAUGUCGCAGCCGCUCGCGUCGCUCCUCAACGACCAGGAAAAGCCGCCGGAGAUCCAGUACGUGGCACUCCGCAACAUCAACCUGAUCAUCCAGCGGUGGCCCAACCUGCUGACCUCGAUCUCGCACGUGAGGAUGCUGUUCUGCAACUACGACGACCCGAUCUACGUCAAGCUCGAGAAGCUGGAGAUUUUGGUCAAGCUUGCGUCCGAGUCCAACAUUGAGCUGCUACUCCUCGAGUUUAAGACGUACGCGCAAGAGGUGGACGUGGAGUUUGUGCGCAAGGCAGUGCGUGCGAUCGGGCGGUGCGCGAUCAAGCUGGAGCGGUCGGCGCAGGCGUGCAUUGACGUCUUGCUCACGCUCAUCGAAACCAAGGUCAAUUACGUGGUGCAGGAGGCGAUCAUUGUCAUCAAGGACAUUUUCCGCAAGUACCCGAACCGGUACGAGUCGAUCAUUGCCACGUUGUGCGAGAACCUGGACGAGCUCGACGAGCCCGAGGCCAAGGCGUCGAUGAUCUGGAUUGUCGGCGAGUACGCGGAGCGGAUCGACAACGCCGACGAGCUGCUGGACUCCUUCCUGGAGACGUAUGCUGACGAGGUUGUCGAUGUGCAGAUGGCGCUCCUCACCGCCAUUGUCAAGCUCUUCCUCAAGCGGCACACCGAUGCGCAGGACAUGGUCCACGACGUGUUGCAGCUGGUGACCCAGACGGCGGACGAUCCGGACCUCCGCGACCGCGGGUUCCUGUACUGGCGGCUGCUGUCGUCGAAUCCCGAGGCGGCCAAGGCUAUUGUGCUGUCGAACAAGCCGUUUGUGUCGGACGACCUCGGCGAGAUCGAGCCGUCGCUCCUCGGCAAGCUACUGGACAACUCGUUUGUGGUCAUCACCUCGCACUCGUACGACGACGACGACGACGAUGACGACGACACGUCGGCGCCCGACGGCAAGAAGGCCAAGCGCAAGGCGCCGGAGCGCAAAAUCGACCCGACCAAGCUGCCCAACUACGCCAACACAGCGGCACCUGCUCCGGUCGCUGCGGCGGCGAGCGGCGGCGCCAAUGCUGGCCUGAGCGGCGGUGCCAGCGGCGGCAACACGAAAACGGCGGCUACCGCAGGCACGAGCGGUGGCGCUAGCACGGGCGGCUCGCUGAUUGACCUCAUGUCCGGCUCGUCAGUGGUGGGCGGGAGCGGUUCUGGUGCCGGCGCGCCGCCGCCGUCGGGCGGCUCGCUGCUGGAUCUGCUCUCGGGCGGGGCGCCGAGCAACGGAGGCGGCGCCGGCGCUCCGCCGCCAUCGGGCGGCUCGCUCCUCGAUCUCAUGUCGGGCGGCGCAAGCAGCUCUGGCGGCGCCAGUGUUGGUGUCGGUGCGAGCUCGCCGAAGCGGUACGUGCAGCCGUCGAGCGUGGUCCUCCCGGCGAGCAACGGCAAGGGCAUGGAGGUGGCGACGUCGAUCCGGCGGGCCGACGGGGCGAUCUUCAUGGACCUCACGAUCACGAACAAGUCGCUGGCACCGAUCGGGCAGUUCCAGGCCGUGUUCAACAAGUCGUCGUUUGGGCUCGUGCCCGGCUCGGCCAUCGGCAUCUCGUCGGUGGCGCCCGGGGCGACGGCGACAUUUGCGCUCCCGCUGGGUACCAACGGCGAGAUGGCGCUGUCGAACCCGCUGAUGUCGCUCCAGGUUGCGCUCAAGAACAACGUCGAAGUCUUCUACUUUCUGUGCAUGGUCCCGCUCGGGGCGGUGCUGGUCGAGGACGGCAAGCUCGAGCGGCCGGCGUUUAUCCAGGGCUGGAAGGCGCUGAGCGGCGAGCAGGAGUCCAAGACCACCGUGAGCGUCAAGGCUGGUGUCAGCCUCGAGAGUGCCAUGGCUACGCUCGAAGCCAACAACAUCUUUGUCAUCGCCAAGCACGCCAACGAGGCCAUGUCGCAGAUGCUCGUCUUCACCUCGGCCAAGACAACCAACGGCAUUGUCAUCAUGUCCGAGUUCAACUUUACGCUUGCCGGCGAGGCCGUGGUCAAGCUCGACCUCACCACCCAUGUGGCGCAGACGCCUGUCCUUCCUGUGUUUGAAGAGUACGUGAAGGCUGUGUUUGGCGCGUGA
Thecamonas trahens ATCC 50062 is the source of this 3066-nucleotide messenger RNA. RefSeq names its product coatomer. The record is from RefSeq and is a predicted model, not a curated record. Gene Ontology annotation, cellular component: clathrin adaptor complex; membrane coat. Gene Ontology annotation, biological process: vesicle-mediated transport; intracellular protein transport. Lineage: Eukaryota; Apusomonadida; Apusomonadidae. The coding region runs from base 1 to 3066 and encodes 1021 amino acids. The transcript has 3 exons.